AUGGCCAAAGGGGAGCAAGCCAGGGGAAAGAGAGUGACUCUGAAGAUGGCCAAGAGGGCGGUGAGGCUCAUGCCAGACGGGCGGCGCAGGCUGAACCUCAGCAACAUGGGCAUAACCGCGUUUCCCAGGUGCGUCCUCAAGCUGCCCGACGUGGUCGAGUUGGACCUCAGCCGCAAUGCGAUACGAGAACUUCCAGACGACGUCGGGGCCUUCGCGUCGCUCGUCUGGCUGGAUCUCCAUAGCAACAAACUGGAGGCAGUGCCCGAGUCCAUCGGCCGGCUGGAGGGUCUGACCCACCUCAACCUCUCCAACAACCGUCUGACCUCCUCGGGCUUGCCCCCUACGCUGGGCUCCCUCACCCACCUGAGGAGCCUCAAUCUGGGAAUGAACAGGCUGGACACCCUGCCUCCCACCAUGGUGGCUCUCACGGGUCUCCAGGAGCUGGGCCUGUUUGAUAACCUCUUCGCCGCGCUACCCGAGUUUGUGAGGGUCCUCACCUGCCUCACUAAGCUGAACACGGAACGAAACCCCCUGUCCUACAGUCAGCAGGACGCCAGCGGAGAGCCACACGAGAAGCUAGGAUUUGAGGAGAAUUUCUACUUUUGCAAAGAGAGCCGUCUGUGCAAGACAUGUCUGGAAAGGUGCAGGGAGGACAGCGAGAGGCAGAAGAGGGCGAUGAGAGGAGAGGGAGAAAGAGGAGGACGGGUGUUGGAGGAGAAAAGAAAGAGGAUGUACUCAGGACUCAGCACACCCAACUCGGUGGCUAAAGCCAAUCAGGAUGUGUGGCGACGAGUAGAGGAGAGACACUAA
Lampris incognitus (smalleye Pacific opah) is the source of this 810-nucleotide messenger RNA. RefSeq names its product leucine rich repeat containing 18a (gene lrrc18a). The coding region runs from base 1 to 810 and encodes 269 amino acids. NCBI's taxonomy places the organism in Eukaryota, Metazoa, Chordata, Actinopteri, Lampriformes, Lampridae. The record is from RefSeq and is a predicted model, not a curated record. Gene Ontology annotation, molecular function: protein binding. The transcript has a single exon.